This is a messenger RNA of Engraulis encrasicolus (European anchovy), 8147 nucleotides long. RefSeq names its product TIAM Rac1 associated GEF 1b (gene tiam1b). Gene Ontology annotation, cellular component: synapse; plasma membrane; cytosol. The transcript is spliced from 31 exons. Gene Ontology annotation, biological process: positive regulation of axonogenesis; small GTPase-mediated signal transduction; activation of GTPase activity. The record is from RefSeq and is a predicted model, not a curated record. Gene Ontology annotation, molecular function: guanyl-nucleotide exchange factor activity; protein binding. The coding region runs from base 598 to 5994 and encodes 1798 amino acids. Lineage: Eukaryota; Metazoa; Chordata; Actinopteri; Clupeiformes; Engraulidae.
GUGCGCAGGCUCCGAUUGGCUCCUGGGCGAAGUUAGUGGCACUCUUGCGGUCCAGUCCCGCGCCGUCUCCAAGGGCUGCGCGCGCUCCUCCCUUCACAGCAGUGGAGAAACAACAUGGUAGCGCCUAUGCACAACCUGCGCGGUGUGCCAGCAUUGCAGAGGGUAUCAUGUUCGGCAGCGGCGUGAAAGAACACGGCUUAUGAUGAACAUGUUGGCAGCGACAGAAACUGAUCCCCGCGAAUGACAGUUCCUGAACUCAUCCUCCGUGCCUGGACGCGGCUCAGCCAGUGUGCAGUGGAGUAGUGUGAGGGAGAGGACCUGCGCUCGUCUCGGCUGCUCUGCUCUGAUCUGAUCUGCUCAGCGCAUGCAUGGACACACCAGCAUGAGGAUACAGAUUCUCCAUACUUUUGGACCCACAUGUGGAUAUCUCUUAUAGCUCUGGGAAGGAAGCACCACUGAGCAAACGUUACAAAGAUUUGCAGUCUAUUCAUCCUUCAGUCCCAGUCACAGUGCCAUGGCUUUUGAAAUGAUGCAUCUUGGGCCUGAUUCGCCAUGCCACUGAAGUCAUCGCCACGCCAUCUCCGCUGAUGCUGAACAAUGGGCAACGUUGAAAGCCAAAGCGGGGACCAUGCCUACUACAGGGCAGGCCACGGCCACCUGUCCCGCAAGCACAUGUCCCGCUCGCUACGCAUCUCCAACAAGCAGUCCCGCCACGGACACCCGCACCACGGGCACCCCAACCCCCGCCACGCCGGCGGCGGAGGGGGCAAGAUGGAGCACCGCAACUCGGAGACCAGCACGCGCUCCAGCAGCACGCCCAGCAUCCCCCAGUCACUGGCCGACAACGGCCUGGAGCCCUUCAACGACACCAACCCGCUGUCCGACUUCAGCAGCCCCAUCUGGGUGGACCGCGUGGCCAUGAACCUCAGGCCUAUGUCCUUCCACAACGACCAGGCUAACGUGGGGAGUGAAGGGGCGGAGGGGUGUGCUGGUAGCCCCCCUCCUGUCACCGGGUCUUGUCCAGGCGUGGGAGUAGGAGUGGACGUUCGGGGGGAGGGUGACGCGACGGGGGCUGGGGCAGGGGCGGCGGCGGCGUGCGUCCUCAGGACGAGGGACGGCCCUCGGGAGCCAGUGGCGGUGACGUUCAAGAAGCGGCGCUCCAAGUCAGCGGACAUGUGGCGCGAGGACAGCCUGGAGCUGUCCCUGUCUGACCUGAGCCAGGCGCACCUGACCAGCACAGAGGAGAUCGGGGACAGCCUGGGACUGGGCCUGGGUGACGAUGACCCAGACUUCCAGGACAUGGGCCCCCACCCCCACCGCCACCGGCUGCAGUCUAGCCCACACGGCCUGCAGCUGGAGCUGGAGCUGGACCUCGGGCUGGACCCGGCGGACCGGGACCGGGCCAACUCUCUGGACGAGCUGUAUGGCGGGCCGCCGCGCACCAAGAGCCCCGGGUGCCGUGCGCACACCACGGGCCGACGCUUCACCAAGUGGCACAAGGCGGCGGUGGUGACACCGGGCACAGAGGAGAGCGAGGACGACAAGAUGAUCUCGCCGGCGGAGGACGAUAGCGGCGCGUAUGGGGCCUACACGCUGCCCUGCCGGCGCUCGCACUGCCUGUCGGAGGGGCUCGCCAUAUACCAGGCGGCCAUGUCUGCCAGCCGACGGGCUCAGACCAUACAGGCCACAGAGGACGGCGGAGAGGAUGUCACGGGCGAGGGCAGUGAGUACGACGACAGCGGCAUCGAUGCGGUGACCGUGGAUACGGAGCAUCCUCCUCAUCCCCAGCAUCAGCACCAGCAGCAGCAGCAGCAGCGGCGCUACAAGACCAUGUCGGCCUCCUUCUCCCUCUACUCCACGCCGGGCCGCAGCGGCUUCGCGGGGAGCGACAGCGCCUCCUCCAGCAGCGGGGGAGGCGGCAGCAGCAGCGGCGGGGCGGAGGGCGAGAUCGGGGGGGUCGGAGUCGGGGGCAGGAGCGGCAGCGCCAGCGGGGGCAGCGGUGGGAGCGGCAGCCGGCGUGGCAUUGGACGAGGUGACGUCCAAGGCGUCUAUGAGAACUUCCGGCAGGAGCUGGAGAUGAGCCGUUGCCAGGGCGAUGGGAUGGCGGAGGAGGUGGCGUCAGCGCUUAGCGACGAGCAGAGCAGCGGCACGAUGGGCUCCGCCUACCACACCGACCCGCUGCUCGCCGCCGUCGCCCAGGGAACCGUGCGCAAGGCCGGACGACUGGCCGUCAAGAACUUCCUGGUGCACAAGAAGAACAAGAAGGUGGAGCUGGCCACCCGGCGCAAGUGGAAGAGCUACUGGGUCUCUCUCAAAGGGUGCACCCUGUUCUUCUACGAGACGGACGGGCGUUCGGGUAUCGACCACAACAGCAUCCCCAAGCAUGCGGUGUGGGCGGAGAACAGCAUCGUGCAGGCCGUGCCGGAGCACCCCAAAAAGGACUUUGUCUUCUGCCUCAGCAACUCGCUGGGAGACUCCUUUCUCUUCCAGACCUGCAGCCAGACGGAGCUUGAGAACUGGAUCACGGCCAUCCACUCUGCGUGCGCGGCGGCGGUCGCCCGGCAACACCACCGCGAGGACACGGUGCGUCUGCUGCGCGGCGAGAUCAAGAAGCUGGAGCAGAAGAUCGACAUGGACGAGAAGAUGAAGAAGAUGGGGGACAUGCAGCUGUCAGCCGUCUCAGACACCAAGAAGAGGAAGACCAUCCUGGAACAGAUCUUCCUGUGGGAGCAGAACCUUGAGCAGUUCCACAUGGACCUGUUCCGCUUCCGCUGUUACCUUUCCAGCCUGCAGGGCGGCGAGCUUCCCAACCCCAAGCGGCUGCUGGCCUUUGCCUCGCGCCCCACCAAGCUCGCCAUGGGCCGUCUCGGCAUCUUCUCCGUCUCCUCCUUCCAUGCCCUGGUGGCUGCUCGUACGGAGAGCGGAGUGAGGAGGCGUACCCAUGCCAUGAGUCGCUCGGCCAGCAAGCGCAAGAGCCGCUUCUCCUCCCUCUGGGGCCUGGACACCACCUCCAAGAAGAAGACCAAGGGACACCCCAGCAUCAACCAGGUGUUUGCGGAUGGGAACGAGCCAGCUAAGAAGCCCCUGGACAGCAUGUUUGAGCGUGCAGUGCGGGAGACCACGAAGGGCGAAGAGGUGCCCGUGAAGAGCCUUCCAAGGCCCAACACAGAGCAUGACAUCUGGGCGUCGGACCACCUGACCCCUUCCUGGGUAUGCCUGCCCAACGACCAGCCGGUACUCGCCAUCAUCCAGCCUGGGGAGUCGGCUCUGGAUGCCCUGGAGACCAUCUGCAAGGCACACCAGUUGGAUUCCACCAAGCACUAUCUCCGCCUGAAGUUCCUCAUUGAGAACCAGGUGCAGUUCUACAUCCCUAAACCUGAGGAGGAUGUCUAUGACUUGCUCUACAAAGAGAUUGAGCUCUGCUCCAAAAUCAAGAAGGUGGUGCAGUUUGACCGUGACGAGUCCUGCAUGAUUGGCUACGGGUUCUCCAUCUCUGUGGUGGAGGAGGAGGGCGAGCAGCAGCUCUAUAUCACCGAUGUGAGGGCAGGAGGACUAGCCUUCGCCAAAGGCUUGAACGCGGGUGAUGAGAUCCUGCAGCUGAACGGGAAGCCGUCCACCAGCCUGACGUUUGCGGACAUGAAGCUGGCCUUCUCGGCGGCCUCGCUGGCGCUGACGGUCAGUGCCCUGCCCCCCGUGGAGAGACGCCAGCUGUGCUACCUGCCUCCGCGACGCUCCGACGCCACAGACGACCUCUACACUGACAUCUUCUCCCAGAGCCAAGAGGAGAUCCUGGACGAUGGCGUGGGUCUCAUCCUGGAGACGUCUGGAGACAGCCUGGACGACGACUCUGACAUAUUCAGCGAUUCCGACGUCUUCAGAAAGAGCACAGAGCAGGUCGCGGCGUUCUGCCGGAGUCUCCACGACAUGAAUCCGUCCGAGUGUGCUGCCGCCGCCGCUGCUGCUGCUGCCACUUCCUCCUCUCCCAGCCCCGAGUCCCCGUGCCCUCCGCCCGGUGCCAACACCAGCACCAGCUCCAGCUCCUCUGCCCGCCAGCUCUCCGACGCCGACAAGCUGCGCAAGGUCAUCUGCGAGCUGGUGGAGACGGAGCGCACCUAUGUCAAGGAUCUGAAUUGUCUCAUCGGGAGGUACUUAACCCCACUACAGAAGGAGACCUUUCUCACACAGGACGAGCUGGACGUGUUGUUCGGUAACCUGCCGGAGAUGGUGGAGUUCCAGGUGGAGUUCCUGAAGACGCUGGAGGAUGGCACCCGCCUGGUGCCCGACCUGGAGAAACUGGAGAGGGUGGACCAGUUUAAGAAAAUCCUCUUCUCUCUGGGUGGUUCCUUCCUCUACUACGCUGACCGCUUCAAGAUCUACAGCGCCUUCUGUGCCAGCCACACCAAGGUCCCCAAGGUGCUCGUCAAAGCUAAGACGGACGCGGACUUCAAGGCCUUCCUGGACGAGCGCAACCCCAAGCAGCAGCACUCGUACACGCUGGAGUCGUACCUCAUCAAGCCCAUCCAGAGGGUGCUCAAGUACCCCCUGCUGCUCAGGGAACUCUACUCCCUCACAGACCCCGACAGCGAGGAACACUACCACCUCGACGUGGCUGUCAAGGCCAUGAAUAAGGUUGCCAGCCACAUCAACGAGAUGCAGAAGAUCCACGAGGAGUUUGGGGCCGUGUUUGACCAGCUCAUAGCAGAGCAGACUGGAGACAGGAAAGAGGUAGCGGACCUGUCCAUGGGGGACCUGCUGCUGCACAGUACUGUGUCCUGGAUCAACCCCCCCGCCUCUCUGGGGAAGUGGAAGAAGGAGCCCCAGCUAGCCACAUUCGUCUUCAAGACAGCCGUCGUCUUUGUCUGCAAGGACGGUUCCAAGCAGAAGAAGAAAAUUGGCGGGUCUCACCGGGUGUCGGUGUCCAGCGAGGAAAAGGAUCCUUUCCGCUUCCGCCACAUGAUCUCCACCGACACACUGCAGGUCCGAGCUCUGGCCAAUACAGAUGGCGAGAACAGUGCUGUGUGUGAGAUCAUUCACAUCAAGUCCGAAUCAGAAGGGAGACCAGAGAGAGUAUUCCAUCUCUGCUGCAGCUCCCCCGAGAGCAAGAAGGACUUCCUGAAGACGGUGCACUCCAUCCUGCGGGACAAGCAGCGGCGGCAGCUGCUGAAGACGGAGAGCCUGCCGCCCAACCAGCAGUACGUGCCCUUUGGGGGCAAACGCCUCUGUGCCCUCAAGGGGGCCCGGCCCGCCAUGAACCGAGCAGUGUCGGCCCCGACGCGUACGCUUGGUCGCCGCAAGCUGGUGCGGAACCGCUUCACCAUCGACACGGACAUCGUCUUCGACAGCGAGCCCGGCAGCGGCGGCGAUCCCAACCAGGACCCGGACACGCCCUCGCCCACCUCGCCCGACUCCCAUGAUCCUCUGCUGCAGCAGCAGCGGCAGCAGCAGCCUCCGUCGCCUGCGGGCGGCGUGCUGGCCGACACGGACCGCUGGGUGGAGGAGCAGUUCGACCUGGAGGGCUACGAGGACCCCGAGGACCCCGCCUCCACCUCCGUCGCCUCGGCGACCGCCUCCUGCUCUGUCGUCAAGGAGACGGAUAUACUGAGUGACGACGAUGCCACGGACGACUGCGGUCGCCGAGCGACGGGCUCCGCUCACGACGCGCUGCGAUUGGAGGGCCCCAUGUCCGGCCUCUCGCUGGAGGAAGAAGAGGCACGCGAGGAGGAGGAUGAUGAUGAUGAGGAGGAGGAAGAAGAGGAGGAGGAGGGGAGCAGUGCAGCUGUGGAGGGGGACACUAAGACCCUGAGACCCGCGGGCCCGCUCAGGCUGUCUCUUAUGGGGAAGCAGAGUGCCAUGUCAGUGGCCAGUGUGGAGGACCAGGAACAAGGGGAGCAGGAGGAGGUCCAGCCCAGCCAAGGGGAGGUCAUCUGGGUACGGAGAGACGAGCAGGCCCCCUCCACUCCGGACUCUGAGGCCCAGAAGCACACGCAGAGCUAGGCAAAGCCUGACCUACCUAUAUAUCUGCAGCGAACAAAACAAACAAACGAACAAAAAAUCAAAUAAAUAAUAUCCAGUAAAAUAAUAAACUAUGAUAAUGACGAGGAUCAUUUUUUAAGACGCUGCAUCUGUCACCAGAACAUGACACGUCGUACCAUGUCACGUCACAUCACGUCACAGCAAGGACAUUGUGUGACAUUUUAGCGUCUGGACACUGUCGUCUGGCCACUGAGCUGUCCGCCUGUGCUGCAUGGGCCUCCCUCGUCUGCACUGCACUGUAGUCACUGUAUGGGCCACUGCCUACAGAGCAUCCCACGCUAAUAACAACAGUAAUAUUAUUAUGAAUCAUAUUAUUACCCACAUAUGUUACGUACAUACACAUGCGUAUGGCUGUAUUAAUCCGAGCCAUUUCCGCUCACCAAUGCUCCGCUUCUGAUUGGAGCAAUGCCACAUGACUGAUGUCCGAUGUCUGAGCUGGCCAAUCAGAGAAGAGAGUGGGAGGGGUUUAGACUGCACAAUCAUGAGGAUGGGCCUUUUUCACGUGACGUCAGACAACUUCGUUUGAAUGUGUUUGAAGCAGGUGUAAGUUGCAUCCGUUGGCAUAGACAUAUUAUACAUGGGUCAAUACUUUUUUUUCGGCUCAGAUGUCAGAUGGCACAACGAUAUCUAAUUCCCAUAAAUUAGUUAGUACUUGGUGGUUGAUAUGCUGCAAUGAAUAUGCUUCUUAGAUACCCCCUAAAAACAAACAAGCAAAAAAAAGCAAACAAUAGUGGCAUUGGCUGUCGUUGCGCCACCCUGACGCGUGCUACUGCUGAAACGUCACUGACAAACAUACACGCUGGUCAGCCUGAAACCAGCAGUCGAAUAUACUGCACCUGUUUCGCUUCAAAACAUACCGUAACUUGUUUGGCGUCACGGCGAGAAAAGCUAAUUAAUCGAGGAUCAGGAUUGCACAUAUAGUUUGCCCGGCAGCUGCCUCUGGACUGCCAAUUGCUGCCAAAACGGGAGUGGAUAUAAGAUAUUACGUUUCUCCCCUUGGAUGGGGUAUGAGUUACUGUUGUGUCAGGUGAAAGGGCUGAGCCUAAGUCCAUAAAAUUUCAAUCAGAAUCGUCUUGUCAAAAGUGGUCAAAUAUAUAAUAUUUUUUUCCAUGUGUCUAGAUGUGACGCUUCUGGGGCAGGUUUUUUUCUUUGUUGGUUGUAUAUAUUUUCAUUAUGAUAUGUUUGAAUUGUCUUGUUUGUUUUGCAUAAAAAAAUCUCUUUCAAAGUGACAGAUCAUUCGACACCAUGUCAUGAUUUCAGAAAAAAUGCCCACUCACACUCACUCGCACACUCAUAAGUCCCAGAGAAGAUAUUUCCAUUUUAGUCAUUGUCAUUUUAACUUAACAAAUCCUGUGUUACUUGAAUUGCUUUCAUUUACAAAUGAAUCAGCCUGGCUUGCCAUGAAUUAGGUUUUUUGUUUGUAUGUUUGUUUAUUUUUGUUUACGCCAUGGUCCACCACUGUCCCACCAUAGGGGUAUUCCAUGAACAUGGUGAAGUGACAAACCUGACUAAGUUAACCUCCAGGAAGUGGUAAACCUGCUAAAAGAUAGCCCACAGGUGUCAUUUAAUUAAGUAUGAGGACUCCAGGCUCUUCUAUUAGAUGAUUUACCACUACCUCAAGGUUAACUUAACCUGCUUUACUACUGAGCCAGGUUCUUGGCAUACCCCCUUGUCUCUAGGUCAAGCAGGUUGCACGCAGUGCAUGUCCACACAAAUCUCUUGCACAUUUACUAGAAGUAUUUUGUUUAAGGAGGGAGACAAAAAAACAGACAUGAAUAACCCUUAAUGUGUUGACCAAAUAAUGUCUGUAAUUUAUAUUACAUGUUACAUUGUAAGCAUUAUUUUUUUCAAGGAGAUAGUGGAACGGUCACAGCCAUUGUGCACGUUUUUUUGUCGUUGUUGUUUUUGUUUUUAUUUGUCAUAUUGUUCCAAAUUGUGCUCAAUGCAAUCAAAAUGGUGGAACAUGAACAAACUGGAAGAAUUAAAUGUGUACAUAUACAUUUCAGGUGCAUUUUAAAAAAUGAACACACACAUUGUUCUCCACAGACUGCAUUUUUUUAUUUUGUAAAUAUGACUGUAUUGAUAUUAUAUCAAAUAAAUUGUUUUCUUACAUA